This is a messenger RNA of Stegodyphus dumicola, 885 nucleotides long. RefSeq names its product tigger transposable element-derived protein 4-like. The record is from RefSeq and is a predicted model, not a curated record. Lineage: Eukaryota; Metazoa; Arthropoda; Arachnida; Araneae; Eresidae.
AUGACUGGGUCACAAAAAUUGCCUCUGCUCUUUAUUGGAAAAUAUCUGAAACCAAGGUGUUUCAAAAAUGUUCAGAAGAUUCCUGCUGCAUAUUAUGCUAAUAAUAAGGCCUGGAUGACUGGCAAUAUCUACGAAAAAUGGUUGAGAGAUUUAGAUAACUGUUUUUCAGCAGAGAAGCGCAAAGUUCUCCUAAUCAUGGACAAUUGUACUGCACACAUGGAAGUCACUGGGCUUCAGGCAAUCCGUGUGGAAUAUCUCCUACCAAAUGCAACUGCAGUUUUACAGCCAGUGGAUCAGGGGAUAAUCAAAAGUUUCAAGCGAAAAUAUAAGACAGUGCUUUUGCAAAGAGUAAUCCUUGGCUUGGAAAGGGAACAACCUUAUCAGAUUGAUAUUCUUGGUGCAAUGCAUUUAUCAAUCAGUGCAUGGAAUGAUGUUUUAGAUGAAACAAUUUCUAAAACCUUUCGACAUGCAGGUUUUAUUAAAGAAACAGACGUAACUGAAGAAAUCCAUGCCAAUAGAUCUCACGACGAAGAUGAGGUUCUCAUGCAUGAACUUCGCCGUAGAAAUCCACAGUUGCCAGAACUUUCAUUCGAGGAUUUUUUAAAUGUGGAUUGUAAUGUCAUCUGCACGGAGGAAAUAUCGAAUCACGAUAUUAUUAGCAGCAUAAUCAACGAGGAUGAGAGACUUUCAGAUCCAGAAGAAGAAGAAGUAACACCAAGACCGACUUUAAAACAAGCUGCUGAAUACUUGUCAGAACUUAGACGAAUUUUUGAGGCCAGUGAUAAUUGUGAAAUGCUAACAAAUAUAGAGAAGAGGGAGUCUUGCAUUGUACAAUCUGUUGUUUUAAAACAGACAAAGAUAAGUGAUUAUUUUGUUGCUCAAUGA